AUGGUGGAGGGAUCUAAAGAGACCUUAGCCAAUGAUCACCAUGGUUGGCUCAAAGCCAAAGCGUGGAAGUUGCAGCAAAAAAUGGUUGAAUUAUCCAACAAUACAACGAAGGUGGGGAAAGACGACCCCAGAAGAAUAGUUCAUUCUUUAAAGCUUGGAUUAGCCAUCACCACUGUCUCCUUGUUCUUCUAUUUCGAGCCUCUCUACGAUGGCUUGGGCACGUCUUCGAUAUGGGCUAUCAUUACCGUUGUAGUCGUCUUCGAGUUUUCUGUAGGAGCCACGCUUGGAAAAGGAAUGAAUAGAGCAAUAGCAACAUUAAUAGCUGGAGCUAUAGGAUUUGGAGCUCAUUACAUCACAAGCUUUACAGGAAAUAUUUGGCAUCCCAUAUUACUUGGGAUCUUGAUAUACACAAUAUCUGCCACAGCCUCAUAUUGUCGAUUCUUCCCCAAGCUGAAGGCCAAAUAUGAUUAUGGGCUUUUGAUAUUCAUCUUGACAUUCAAUAUGGUAGCAUUGUCCGGUUUCAGAGAUGAUGAGAUAUUAAAACUUGCAUGGCAUAGGCUCGCCAACAUUCUAGUGGGUGCCUUUAUUGCUGUGGCUAUUUGCAUCUUUGUGCGACCUGUUUGGGCUGGUGCUGAUCUUCAUCAAUUGGUUGCUACUAAUAUUGAAAACCUUGGGACAUUCCUUGAAGGUUUUGGGAUUGAGAAUUUUGGAGCAUGUCAAGGAGAGAUGGUUGGAGGAGGGAGUGUGAUGAAGUAUAGAAGUGUUCUUUGUUCUAAACAAAAUGAGGAAGCUUUGGCUUACCAAGCUACAUGGGAGCCUCCACAUGGAAAAUUCAGACUUUGUCAUCCUUGGAAACAAUAUCGGAAGAUUGGUACCUUAUCAAGGGACUGUGCCUAUUGCUUCGAAAUUCUUAACCGCUACCUCAACACGGACCAGAUUCAAUUACCCUUAGAAAUUCAAAGGCAAUACCAAGAGCAAUGCGUACAAGUAUGCAUUGAAUCAAGUAAAGCUUUGAAGGCCAUGGCUAAGGCAUUAAGAGAUAUAGUUCCACCGGCCUUGGCCAAGUCCCACAUCGAGAUAGCAAAAAAGACGGCUGGUGAGCUCAAGCUUCUUAUAGCGAGUAGCCACUUUCAUGGCAAUAUGAAUAUGGUAUCAACCACAACUUUGAUUUUACUACUCAUUGAUUCCUUCUCUUGUGUGGAGAAGAUUGUUGAUUCUAUUCAUGAGUUGGUUUCGCUUGCUCGGAUGAACACUGCGCUGCAGAAGUCCGAUGUAACGUCGACCGACCAAAAGGGUUCGGGUGAUAAGGCUUCGUCACAACCUCAUCAUAUUGUUACCAUUGCUCAAAGUUAA
Cucurbita pepo subsp. pepo (vegetable marrow) is the source of this 1353-nucleotide messenger RNA. RefSeq names its product aluminum-activated malate transporter 2-like. The record is from RefSeq and is a predicted model, not a curated record. Gene Ontology annotation, biological process: malate transport. NCBI's taxonomy places the organism in Eukaryota, Viridiplantae, Streptophyta, Magnoliopsida, Cucurbitales, Cucurbitaceae.